CUGGGACCAGCAGUCGUAGCACGAAGCUGAUUCACGGUGGAGUGCGUUAUCUCCAGAAAGCUUUUACAAAUUUAGAUCUUGAACAGAAUGGUGAAAGAAGCGUUACACGAAAGGGCAAAUCUCCUAGCCAUAGCCCCCCAUCUCUCAUAUCCUCUUCCAAUAAUGCUUCCUAUAUACAAAUGGUGGGAGCUACCAUAUUAUUGGAUGGGGAUAAAGAUGUAUGACCUGGUGGCGGGUAGACAGAAAGUUAAGUCAAGCUACUUUCUCUCCAAAGAAAAUGCUGUUGAAUUGUUUCCAAUGCUUAAAAAGGAUAAAUUAUGUGGUGCCUUUGUGUAUUAUGAUGGGCAACAUAAUGAUGCAAGAAUGAACAUAGCAAUCGCAAUUACAGCGGCAAGGCUAGGAGCAACUGUAGCUAAUCAUACCAUGGUAACUAGUUUGACAAAGACGAAAGAAGAAGAUGGAAUAGAGAGAAUUAAUGGUGCAAUAGUUAAAGAUUUAUUGAGUGGAAAAGAGUGUGAAAUUAAAGCAAAAUGUGUAAUAAAUGCUACUGGACCGUUUACUGAUUCCAUACGCAAGAUGGAUGAUCCCAGUAUUCAGAAUAUAUGUCAGCCUAGUAUAGGAGUUCAUAUAGUUCUUCCUGACUAUUACAGCCCAGACAAGAUGGGACUGUUAGAUCCUUCUUCAAGUGAUGGUCGUGUGAUCUUUUUUUUACCAUGGCAGAAAACUACAAUUGCAGGCACUACAGACCGUGCCUGUGAAGUUACCCUCCAUCCCUCGCCUACAGAAGAAGAUAUUCAGUUUAUCUUGAGAGAAAUAAAGAACUACUUAAGUGGAGAUAUAGAAGUUAGAAGAGGAGAUGUACUAUCAGCAUGGGCAGGAAUCCGACCUCUCAUCCUGGAUCCGAAGAAAGAAAACACAGAGUCGAUUGCACGUAAUCAUGUGAUUCAUUCGAGUGAUAGUGGUCUUGUAACAAUUGGAGGUGGAAAGUGGACUACGUAUCGAGUCAUGGCUAAGGAGACGGUUGAUGCAGCUAUCAAAGCAAGCAACUUAAAACCUAAAUAUGAUUGCCAAACUGAUGGGCUGCUACUGGAAGGAGCCCAUGGCUGGUCACCAACCAUGUUUAUACGACUUGUUCAAGAUUUUGGUCUAGAAAAUGAGGUUGCCCAGCAUCUUGCUAACACGUAUGGGGAUCGGGCUUUCACUGUUGCUAAAAUGGCAAAUCUCACAGGGAAGCGUUGGCCUAUAGUUGGACGAAGAUUACAUGAGGAAUUUCCAUAUAUUGAAGCUGAGGUUCGAUAUGCUCUCAGGGAAUAUGCUUGUACUGCAGUGGAUGUAAUAGCCCGUCGACUUCGGUUGGCUUUUCUGAAUGUGCAAGCAGCUGAGGAAGCACUUCCAAAAAUCAUUUCCAUCAUGGCUGAAGAACUUCAGUGGAAUAAAAAUGAACAAAAGCAUCAGCAUGAACUGGCUCUAGAAUUUCUACAGCAGGAAAUGGGACAGCAAGUAAACAAAGCCUCAAGACAGAUGGCUCAAAUCAACUUUACCGGAGAGGAAAUAAAAAUGUACAUUAAACAAUUCCAGUCCAUAGACAAAGAAAAGAAAGGUUUCAUUAGUGUGAAUGAUCUCAGACGUACUUUGAAGAGCUCUGGUGAGAAGAUUCCCGAAGACACACUUCAUGAAAUUCUAAACGAGGUGGAUCUAAAUAAAAAUGGACAGGUGGAGUUAGAAGAAUACUUAGAGCUGCUCAUCUUUGCUGGCCUUUGGAGAAGAUAGUUCAGGCUGGGAUGU
Molecule: messenger RNA, 1785 nt
Organism: Limulus polyphemus (Atlantic horseshoe crab)
Lineage: Eukaryota; Metazoa; Arthropoda; Merostomata; Xiphosura; Limulidae
Gene: Gpo1
Product: glycerol-3-phosphate dehydrogenase, mitochondrial-like
Exons: 14
Coding region: 88-1770 (560 amino acids)
Biological process (GO): glycerol-3-phosphate metabolic process
Cellular component (GO): glycerol-3-phosphate dehydrogenase (FAD) complex; mitochondrion
Molecular function (GO): calcium ion binding; glycerol-3-phosphate dehydrogenase (quinone) activity
Source: RefSeq, a predicted model, not a curated record